Molecule: messenger RNA, 432 nt
Organism: Echinococcus granulosus
Lineage: Eukaryota; Metazoa; Platyhelminthes; Cestoda; Cyclophyllidea; Taeniidae
Product: Activating signal cointegrator
Exons: 4
Coding region: 1-432 (143 amino acids)
Biological process (GO): positive regulation of DNA-templated transcription
Cellular component (GO): nucleus
Molecular function (GO): transcription coactivator activity
Source: RefSeq, a predicted model, not a curated record
AUGCUGGUGGUAUACGUGCUAUCAAGGGGUUUUCUCACACAUCCUCCGUUUUUCACUUACACCCUCAAUCGCUUGCUUCCUUUUCCUCCCACUGGAAAUGAGCUCAGUCACGAGGGUCGUUCGUGGUACUCGGCGCACCGGGGACCUCUUUGGAUUGCAGCUACUGCAAAGACACCCGAUGAGGAGGAGGUUCGCGCGAUAGAGGAGGCUUAUCUGGAACGAGGUGUUCUUUUGGGUUGCGUCAACGUGGAUGAUGUCCUGCCACAGAAGGAAUACCGUUUAAAGUUCCCUAGCGGCGAAUCCGAGAGUGCCUACGUAUUUGUCUGCUCGGAUCCUCGUGAGCUGCUCAUCAAGUUGCCACUAAAGGGACGGCAAAGAAUCUACCGUCUCGAGGCGCAUAUUCAUGCGGCAGCUAAGGAGAACCUCACGUGA